Messenger RNA from Rotaria sp. Silwood1, 888 nucleotides. NCBI's taxonomy places the organism in Eukaryota, Metazoa, Rotifera, Eurotatoria, Philodinida, Philodinidae. The record is from the annotation of a GenBank genome assembly.
AUGUCAUCGUACUGGUGGUUGAAGGAGCACAGUGAUGAUUCGUUAUUACGAGUAGCAGUCUUUGAAGGUUCAUCAUUAACUGACGGAAAUGUUUCAUCCAGCGUUGCUGAAAUAGAAUUACAAGCAAAACGUGCUAGUCGUGAACAUUCUGCUCAUUUACUUGUUUUUCCGGAAUUGUUUCUAUCAGGUUAUGGACUAAGUCGAGAAAUUACUUUAUCCGCUGCUCGUUAUAUUAUUCAAGAAAAAGUAAUUGCUCAUCUACAAGAUGUGGCAAAACAAUAUUCAAUUGCUCUUUUAAUAUGUUAUCCUGAAUUAGUUGACCAAAAGAUAUAUAAUUCGGCAACAUUAAUCAAUGAACAUGGCGAAAUUUUACUUACGUACCGAAAAACUCAUUUGUGGGCCAAUAAGGAACGUCAAAUUUUUGCUGAAGGAGAUCAAUUAUCACCUGUCGUUGAAAUACGAGGUGUACGAGUAGGUGUCAUGAUAUGUUAUGAUAUGGAAAUGCCUGAAGUAGCACGUUGUUUAGCUCUUCUUGGAGCUCAACUCUUACUCGUACCCACUGCUUUAGCUACAUCACCAGCAAAUCAAAGUAUUACUCGUUUUAUCGUAGCAACUCGAGCUUUGGAGAAUCAUGUUUGGCUUGCCUAUGCCAAUUUGUCUCCGCCUCAAUUUGUUGGUUUCUCUCGCAUAAUUGGACCAGAUGGUAACGAAUUGUGUCGAGUUGAAAAAGAUCCGCUCAUAGUAGCUGAUCUAAUUCCUAACAAUUAUCUACAUGCAAUACAAUCUACACCUUAUUUAGCUGAUCGUCGACCUUCUCUUUAUUCAACUAUUAAUAAUGCAAAAUAUCUCGUUAAAUUACCUAUCGAUUAUGAAUAUGCUGAUGACUAG